UGGACAGUUUUUUUGUGUUUACACACGCUCCCUGGCUCCGGUAACACAGCGAUGCUCCCUGGCUCCGGUAACACUGCGAGUAAUUGUUGACGGUCCCUUGAUUUUCUGAUGAAAUCUCACUCCGACACACGGAAGCAACACGGCGGUUAAAUUAGUCUUUAUUCGCGAAAACCAGAACAGUAUUAACACCGAAAGAAGACAAGAAAUCGUGUAAACUGAGAAAAAAGCCAACAAAGUGUGUUUCUUGAUCAAGACGCUACUUCGGUUUACUAGCUAACCGGUCAGAUAGAUAGCUAGCUGCUACUGCUAAGCUAAAACCGCUAAGAUAGUUAGCUUCUCCUGUUCCUAUCUAUGAGCUGCUACUGCUAAGCUAACCUGUUAGCCUAGCACCGCCGGUGAGACCUCCAGACAAAAUGGCUCUUCUGUCGUCCUCAAACAGGGAUUCAUCCUCCACCGUGUUUUCCGUCGCCGUCUUCACUAAGUUCUCCACCAGAAAGAAGUCCAACCACCGCUGUCAGUGGAGCGCUGCUGCCGGUGUCACGGACAGUAUUCCCUGGAUUCCCUCUCCCUGUGACGGUCCGUGCGCUGAAGACUAAAGUUUCACUAAAAACACUCUAAAUGGAUCAUACAGCUGUCACAGCGGAACUGAGAUAAUGUCACAUGAGUAUUUAUAAUUAAUAUAUUGGAUAUUUGGAACUUUGAAAAGAAAAUGUUCAGAACUAUGAGCAGUGAGAGACACGGGCAGAGCUCGUCGUCUCCUGCCGACCGUGGAGUCUCCUCUGCCGUGCUUGUAAACCAGGAAAGCUCGUGGAUCGGCCUUCUGUCUAGGCCCGCGAUGACGUUUCUACAAAGCUAUCUCACGGGGCGACCGCUCCGUGCCCCGUCCCGGUCAGAUACAGGAACCGGGUGGAACCGCGGGGAUUUACAUUUAAAACCCAGCUUUGUUGAUGCGGAAAGUGAUUUUUUAAGACAGCUGGACGACAUUAUGCCACUAAACGUCACCCAUCAUCCGGGUCCUCACGUGCCAGUUCUGCGGUGUCAGAACGCCGGAGCCGUCGGGCUGCUGGAGCCCCGAGUCGGCGGCACGAUACCGUGGAUCACCGCCGAUUCUAUGCGGGAACUUGGAAUUCAAAGCGAAGGAAUGGACUUAAAUUCCUGCCACCAGCAAACCCACGAAAGUGGAUAUUUGUCUUCUGCGUGGACUUCUUUAAGUCAUGUUUUUAUAAGCUUGAUUUCAUCUCAGGAAAUCGGCCCCCCAGCGGGGAAGGAGUGGGGGCCAGCGGGGGCCUCUGUGACGGGUGGCAUGGGUAAGAGCAGAACGUGGUGGGACAAUUUCUGGGGUGGCGAGGAAAGCUCCCAGAGAGGGUUGUUAUAUCUGCCCCGGGCCGGCACAGCCCCGACACUUUGUCCACAAAAACAACCAGCGUCUGAAACAAAACCCCCCGAAACAAGCGAAGAGGGAUGGACGCUGGGAGAAAACACUGGAGCCUCUCAGCACAAAGAGGAGUCGGGUAACAAUGGAGGGCUUCACACCGCCCAGAACACCGAGUGGUUCGGUGUUAGAGAGCACCGGAGCCGGUUAGGGGCCGGGACCGCUGUCGCCCGCAGUGUGGCGGCGCUGCUGACCCCCGAGACCGACAAUGGUUACUCCAGUCCGGAGGAGGAACACUUACAGCUGUGCAUCCAGGUGUGCCAGCUGAAGAUGUUGAGUGAAGAUCAGCAGGAACACGAGACAGAAAACAUAGGAAAGGGAAACGAGACUUCAGAGGACGGAGAGUCUGACGUUACAUCAGGACAGGAAGUGGAAGAAGAAGAACAGGAAGCAGCCGUUCCGGACGCCUCUCCAGAGGAUCCGUGUGCAGCGACGCCUCAGUGCCAGAAUAAAGCCAUCGCCUUCAUUAUGGGAUGCCCCUGCAGUGACGACAGCCAAUCAGACGAGUCCUCCUCCUCCGAUGAUGAUGAUGAUAAUGAUGAUGAUGAUGAUGGCUUCGACAGCGAAGGUUUGUCUGACUCGUCAGAUGAAGAAGACGAAGAAGACUCGGACAGCGAGGCGGACUCUGAGCCUGAUUCUGAGGAGGAGCGUCUGUGGCACUCGCUGUGCCGUAGCGUCGACCCGUACAACCCCAGAAACUUCACCGCACCGCUGCCAGCCGCCCGCACGCUGCCCCGCACCGUCCCCGCUGCCUCACCUCCGUCCUCCACGCAGUCCUCCCCCGCCUCCUCGCCGCCGUCCGGCGCCGACGUCUGGGACGACUCUGCGUCGGCCAGCGAGGCGGACGAGGCCGAGAGCUUCCGCCUGUUGAACUCCUUCGGCUGCUCCUCCGACCCAUACAGCCCCUUUAACUUCCAGGCGCCGGUCCGGACUCGAGGGACCGCCGGGGCGCCGCCAGGAACCAGAGCCGGGGCCCAGGCGGCGUCCCAGAUUUCGUGUCGCUCCGCCAGACGCCGUGACGCAGCGUCUCCACCGAAGUACAGGACGGAGGAGGCGGAGGAGCGGCUGGACAGCGGAUUCUCUGAACUCUCCACGCAGAGCUGCUCCGUCACUAAGAAGGUUCGUUUCUGUGACGAUGUGGAAGAGUUCUUCGCCAGCGGCGGCGAGGAGGACGAGGAUCGCCGUGGCCCGUGGGAGGAGCUGGCGAGAGACCGCUGCCGCUUCCUGCGGCGCUGCCGCGACACGGAGCAAAGCAUCGCCUACGUCCUGCAGCCGCAACACCGGCGGCGAGUCUGGAGACGCCUCGCCGCCGCUGCAGCUCGCAGCGUCCUGGACGCCUGAAUCUGUCCAACGCCUGAGAGAAAUCUGUCAGGACGGGGCAGGAAUAUCUGUCCGUCCUCUACGUCCAUAGGGCGACCGAUCUGUCCUUUCUAGGGCUGUCAAAACUGUCCGAAAAUGAUGUUUGAAUAUUCCUUAUAUAAAAAAACACUCGGAGGUUCAAAUAUUUUCGAACAUAUUGGAAGUUAAUCGAGACAGAACUACUUAUAGGGUUGUAGUUCUUCUUAUGUGGACAGUACAUGAAAAGAUGAGAGGUUAGAGAGACAGAGGACAGGCAAACAGACAGACUCCUUUCUCCGUCUCUCUCUCUCUCUCUACAGACUCUUAAAAAACACGAUUCAUAACCAACUCUGAGUGAAAUCUAAAGGGCUGAGAAGUCGUCACUGUGUCUUCUUUUUAUUUUGCAGACGGACAGAAAGUCUGCAGCCGAUUAUUCACAUAAUCAUCUGCUUUACUUUUUGUCUUUCAGGGCAGAAACCCUAAAACCCUGGUGGGACUCUCUCUCUGCAGACAGAAACCUGCCAAAGGUGUUGCGUGUUUUCAUUUUAAGCUUUUAUUUUUCUCUCUGAAGCCAAAGAUUGAAAGCCUCGUUGCAUGGAUGUUAACCAGUGAUAAUCAGUAAGUGUUGAGCCUCUAAUCAGUAUCUGCAUCGCUGGUAUUAAAGUCCCUUUAACCAAGUAUCUAACAUCUUAUCUUCAGCUUUUAAUUCCAAACUACAAGUCCUUUAAAUUCACAGUAUUGAAGUCUGAUUUCCAGUUUUUAAGAGAGUCUCAGUCAACUAGUUUGGAUUUAUUUUAUGUGUGUUUCAUGCCCAACGUUUGCGAGUAUAAAACUCUGAUCUUUAACAGAAAUCUUCAGGCGUCGCAGAUACUAAAUGAAAAUCAUGACUAUCUGAAAGAAACAGAAACCUGUCGUAUGGAAACGUGUCACAUUGUCACGUUAUUACGUUAAACGUUUGCUGUAAUGAGAUGUUUUCAUGUUGCUUCAAAAACUUAUUCAAUUACAACAAGAAAAUGUUUCUAUAAUAACUUUGUUUUUCAAAUUAAAAGAGAAAAACAUCAAAAUACAAAAGCCACAAAAACUUAGAAAAGUCGGCAUAAACGGAAAUAAAUGUUGAAAAAGUGACACGUUUAUUUUAUUUUAUUUUUAAAUUUACGAAACGUAAAAAAAAAUAGUGACAUACGUUGGGAAAAAAAACUUUGAAAAAAGCGACAGAAAUGUUGGAAAAAAACAUCCAAAACAACGUCCAAAAAAGCGAACAGAAAUGUUGGAAAACAACUUAGAAAAAAAUGAUUUAGAAAGUGACAAACAUAAACGUGAUUCUGACAGGUUUAUCUUCCAUACAACAGAUAAUCUCAGUAGAUAGUUUGUUUCUUUCAAACUGUCUCCAGAUUAUUUAAAUGUUUCACACAAACAACCAUCUCCGCCUCAGUAUUUUCAAACUAAAACCUGUUUUUAUCUGAAAGCUUUUCACAAUAAAAGCAGGAAACGUAUCAGAAAGAUCUGCUUCUCUUAGGAACCGUCACUUUAAAAGACACAAAAAACAUUAAAAAACAAAACCUAAUUCUCUGACCUAUUCAGGUUUUAUCAUCAUUAAAAUGUUGUUUUGAAGUAACAAAUAAUUAGAUUGUAUAAUUUUUAAUUCAUAAUAAUACCUUUUUAAAUGUUUGGCUGGCUGGUAGCAGCUUCAGGAUUCAACGUUAAGGAUUUCUACUUGUACUUGACUCCAUCUCAGAGGGAAAUAUUUUUAUUUAAAUACUUUUUACUGUCUGACAGUUGGAUAAUGAUUUGUGAUUUUAUGUUUUUAAAAUCGUAGAAAAUUUUACAGCGUUUGGUUGGUGGAGGAAUCAGCAAGUUUGGAUCAAAUUUUAAGAGAGAUUUUCCAAAAACCGAAGGGUGGAAAGUAACUACUUAGGUACAACUUUGAGGUACUUGUAUUUUACUUGCACUCCAUCUCAGAGGGAAAUCUUGUAGUAGUAAACUACAUCAGUCACACCAACCAAACUCUGUGUAGUUUUCUACAUGUUUAAGAAACUCCACAAAUGCCUCAUUUUUUCAAUCAUUUUCUUUACAUGUUAUCCCCUUAUAGUUAUUAAGUUUGAGCUCUUUGUUCCAAUAAGUCUAAUAUUAUUAUUUUUCCCCCCCAAGAUAAAACCUUCAAAAUUAGAGCCAGAAAAGAAAAAGUCACAAAGUAUCGAAAUAAAAAUGUCAAACAUUUGAGAAGAAAGGCUUUAAAAAAUGUGAAUUAAAACAUCAAUAAAUUUCAAACGGUGAAAGCCUCACAAAUGUACAAAACAAACUUCAGAAGCAUCAACUCAAUGUCUGAUUGGCGUGUGUGUGUGUCUGUCUGUCUGUCUGUCUGUCUAACAGCACGUUGAGAUGAAAUGAUCCUAACGGGCCAGUAGGUUGUUAAAUUUACUGAUAUGGUGCAACAUUAAAUCAGACUCCGAUCAACUGCAGACUAUUUACAGAACAGGAAACUAAACUUAUUAUUUCAUCCAUUUAAUGAGUUUGUUUGGUCCCUAAAAUGUAAAAAAAAUAAAUAAAAAAACGUGCUAAAUGUCCCAGUUUGUCUCAGUAGUUUAUUUUCCUCCAGUAAACAAAGACAGGCGACAGAUCUUCACAACAUCUUUGUUCUAGAUCAAACGUGUAACACAGUCAGAACCUGAGUCAGAGUUUAAACUUCAUGUCAUCAACACACACAAAGUUCAUUUAAUAAAGUCCUCGUUUGGUCCAGAAAAUGUUAAAAACAAUCAACAUUUUCCCAGUUUCAGUGGAACUGGAUUUAAAACCCAGAACGUAGGUCCGAGUCUUUACUUUCUGUUGCAGGAUGAAGCCCAACAUCCUGGUACUUUAGUCAGACUAAACUAUAUUUCUGGGACACUAAACCGAUUAUUAGCGUCUGCAUGUUGCACUAAUAUAAUGUUAUCACACAGCUGUGUGACUAAUAAUCAAUCCUCAGAGUUUAUUAUGAACAGGAGAAGUCUUUGGUGUAUCUUUCUGUCAGAAAAUGCUUUUUAUUUUUCUAAAUCAUGGUUUGUUUGGCGUCUGACUCGCUCUGCAUCAUCACUUUCUCACAACUAAAGAUUAUAAAUAUUAAAUAUUAAAUCAAUAUUUGGCUCUUUCUUUCCCUACAUCUUCACUACUGAUCAAAGAUCUGACGUUCAGUUUAAAAAACAUGAAAUCAUUGUUAAUGUGAAAUAAAACAAGUGGUUUCUUCAA
This is a messenger RNA of Perca flavescens (yellow perch), 5992 nucleotides long. It is a transcript of the gene ppp1r15b, whose product is annotated as protein phosphatase 1, regulatory subunit 15B. Gene Ontology annotation, cellular component: endoplasmic reticulum; protein phosphatase type 1 complex. Gene Ontology annotation, molecular function: protein phosphatase regulator activity. The coding region runs from base 710 to 2773 and encodes 687 amino acids. The transcript has 6 exons. Gene Ontology annotation, biological process: response to endoplasmic reticulum stress. The record is from RefSeq and is a predicted model, not a curated record. NCBI's taxonomy places the organism in Eukaryota, Metazoa, Chordata, Actinopteri, Perciformes, Percidae.